This is a messenger RNA of Alligator mississippiensis (American alligator), 5284 nucleotides long. It is a transcript of the gene CASS4, whose product is annotated as Cas scaffold protein family member 4. Gene Ontology annotation, biological process: cell migration; cell surface receptor protein tyrosine kinase signaling pathway. Gene Ontology annotation, molecular function: protein binding. The transcript has 7 exons. Lineage: Eukaryota; Metazoa; Chordata; Crocodylia; Alligatoridae. The record is from RefSeq and is a predicted model, not a curated record. Gene Ontology annotation, cellular component: cytoplasm; plasma membrane. The coding region runs from base 2152 to 4734 and encodes 860 amino acids.
AGCAGUGUGACUGUCAAAGCAAAUGAAGGUAAGAAAAACAAGACUUAUUUGCAGAUAUGCAGAAUACCAACUUGACAAAGUAAUCAAGGUUGGUGGGGAGUAUUACUAUGUGUAUGUGUAUAUGCAUAUACAUGAAUGUAUAUAAAAUGUAGGGUCACUCAAAAAGUAUUUCUUUUAAAUAUAAGUUUCUAAAUCCAGCAGCUAAUAAGGCCGUAUGCCUGUAUCCUAAUUUGCAACAUGUGCAAAAGAUACUUGGUGUCAUACAAGCUGUAAUUUAGACUAGGCAGACUGAAGGAAGUCCUCCUAAUGUCAUUGCAUCAUCUACAGCUGAGGCUAAGCAUCCCUCUACAGUGAAGUUCAAGGCCUGGUUUACAGUGGUUGUGGAAUGGAGAGAAUACUUCUUAGGGAUACGUGACAUAAGAGUCUCCAGGCCAAGGAGACAUGCUGAGAGCUGCUGUAAGAGAUCUAGAUAGCUGCUGAGGAGAGCAAGUUUGGAGUGAGAACUAGUAAGACAAAUUAGCUGGUAAGUGCUUAUCUUAAGGCUAGCUUCUUGACAGACCCUCAAAUGGAAUCUCUGGACUUAAUUAAGGAGAAAAACCCACUUCUAUUUGCAAAAGGAAGUAAACAUUGGCGUGCAGAAGGUGGAAAAUUCUGUUUUUAAAGUGCUAAUGGCAUCUAGGAAAUCAGAAGGAUAUUAAGAUCUUGUGUACACUGCAUCAGCAGCAUCCCCCAGCUGAGCAUGCCCUGCAUACCCACUCAUGCUGGUACUCUCCCAAUCUUAGAAAUACAUUGUUAAGACCCCUCAGGGGCAUACUGCUGCAGCUAUUUUCAAGAACUCGGUCUUUGAGCUUGGGAGAAGAUGCUGGUGAGCCCUGGAUCAGCUUCACCCACUGUAGUGGGGAGCAAGUGGGCAGGGCAUGUUCAGGGGUGCACUCGCAUGUGGAAGACAUGUCCAAGUCACCUUCAGAACGAGGCUUUAUGGUCUCAGUCCAAGGAUCCAUAAUCCAUAUGUUGAUAGUCAACACCACAGCUAUGAGUUAUGUCAACAGGCAAGAGAGAUGGAGGUUGGAUCUUGAAGAGGCUAUAUAGCAUUUUGGAAUUGAUGUUUCAAAACCAAGUUGGGCUGUUGGCUCUGCACAUUUUUGGUCUUCGAAACAACAUGGUAGAUCAACUCAGCAGGUAGUUCUCCAACGCUCAGGAGUAAUCUACAGCAACGAAGAGUUAUACGGAACUUUUUUUCUCACCAGUGGGGACUCCCAGAAAUACACCUGUUUUGCCACAGACCAAAGCAAUGGUAUCAGACAUUUUGCCUCAGAGGUGGUGCAAGCUCCAGCUUCCUUUUUUCACCCUUCAAUGUCAGAUUGCCGGUUCAUCAAGCAGCAUGAUACUGAGGCCCUGAGAACAAGAUAGGAGGUAGAAGGGAUUGAUAAUUGCUUCUUGUGGCUCUGUCAUGUGACAGCAUUUUGACAGACCUCUUGCACAUCUCUAUCUCUGCUUAACUAAUACAGAACAGCAGGCUCCUUGCCAUAAUUUUGUUACCUUUAAUUUUACUGGCUGGAUGAGCUAAAACACUUGUAUACAUUUGCUAGGAGCUUUAGGCAUGUAAGAAUCCAAGUCUGCUACCCAGUGGAGCUUAAAGUCUAAUGCAGCAAAGAAUUUUGGGACAAUUGCUUUGUAUUAAAUCAUGAUAAAACUUAGUAUGUUUGGCUGACAUCUCUCAAGUGCCAUGCAAGCUCUUGUGGUACUAGAUAAAUUCUAGCAAUUUUAGCUCUGUUACUCUUAUAUCAAAGCUUCUAAAAUAGGAACCACAGGAACAAAGCAGAAGGGUGGUUUAGUGAGUGUGGUUACUUGCCCCCAUUCGACAACAAACAGAUUAAGGAAACAGCUAGUCCUGCAGGCUUUUGUCCGUCUUAGAAGCUAUAACGGUUUGGAGUUCUCCCUUUUUUGCCCCCUUUUUAAUCUUAUCUGUUGUCACAGGAACUGUCUUUCACUGGAACUUUUUGUAUGACUUUCUGAAUACUUCAGAAACAACAGUUGUCAGACACUUGAGAAAUAGUUCCUGACGCACUGUGACUUUGCAAAACUUGAAGAAUCUAUGACACUGUGGUAGUUAAUAAAUACUCAAAGUGAGGGUGUUAGCUGCUGACAACUAUGGAUAAAAAUACCGGAAUCAACACAGCUGCAAAGAAUACGUUGGCAAAAGCACUCUAUGACAACAAGGCAGAGUGUUCUGAUGAACUGGCCUUCCGCAAAGGAGACAUCCUGACAGUCCUUGACCAGAACGUCAUAGGGAGCGAGGGAUGGUGGAAAUGUUCUCUACAUGGAAGACAGGGCCUGGCACCUGCUAAUCGCCUCCAGCUCCUUGCUGGUUUACAGGAAGGCAUGCUGUCUCCCUCCAGCCAACAUGACUCCCAGGAAUUGCCGUCCAAUCAGCCAAACAUCUACCAGGUUCCAAAAGCUCCCAAGUCUACCUUGUCAUCGUCGGUGUACGAACAGAUGGAUGGUUGGGUAAAGCCAUCUUCUACUGUUUUGUCUCUGCCCACUCAAGAAAUGUAUCAGGUGCCAGCUUCGUCUGCACAAUUAUUCAGUGAAAAGAGCCACACCUUAACAAAUCAGCACCUGUUGACUCUUCCCAGAGUAUCUCAGGCCUCAGCAUCAAAUAUCCAAAGCUAUGUAUAUGAUGUUCCAUCUCCCCAGCGCCAGGAGUCCUUGCUCACUCAGAGCUAUGCCACUCCACCCACAGCCAGAAAGGUCUCCACGCAGUUUUCCCUCACUGAAUAUUUCCAGGAAGGACAGAAACAGCUUUACAACAUCCCAUCCAGCCCGGAAAAGGCAAAAGACCACAUCCAGCAAGACUCUCUAGCAAGCACUAUGUAUGAUGUCCCCCCUACCAGAGAACAUGAUAUUCCCAUCCAAAAUACAUCUCAGAGAAAAUAUGUGGGCUAUUGCAAUACCUUGCCAAAUCCUCGGAAGUCAGAAUGGAUUUAUGACAUUCCAGUCUCACCUGAAAAACCAGGUUUGAAACAGCAUCCUCCUAAUCAUUCCCUGGAGAAGCAGAUGUUGUAUGACAUACCACCAGCCAGGUAUGGUGCCGGGGUGCAAAAUGCAGCUAGCACCCUACCAGCAGCAGCAAUUGAAGGUAAAUUGGCGAACCCACAAGAAUAUGAUGUUCCACCAAUACAGAAGAAAUUAACUUUUCCAGAUGCUCCCCUUUAUGCUGUACCAUCCUCAUGUGAUAUGUUGCGUUUGAGGAAAAAUGGCAACUAUCGUGUCCCCCUGAGCUUUCUGUCCGCAAAGUUUGAAAAUCAGAACUGUGAACAAAACAUUUAUGACAUUCCAAAAGUAUUGCCUACUGCUUUACAGAACAGAAAGGGGACUGAAAAAAACAAUGGUAGUUUUGAAGACCAUACAUACAAUGUUCCUUUACAACUGUCAAGGGAUGCCAAAUUAGAGCAAGAUAGGUUAUCAUUUGACAGUGUGGACAGUAGAACCAGCACCAUAUCUACAUCCCCAAGCACUUCUGUUGAGUCCUUUUCUCUGUCAUCAGAAGAGGAACCUGCUCAAGAAAUUAAAUUGGACCUUGAUGUAGCCAUAGAGAUGCUGACCAAGCUACAGCACAGCGUAUCCAGUUCAGUUGCGAGCCUAAUGCUAUAUGUGAGUAGUAAAUGGAGAUACCAAGAACACCUGGAGGCAAACAUUGAGGAAGUUCAUAGAGCAGUUGAUCACAUAAAAGUUUCUUUGGGAGAAUUCUUGAACUUUGCUCAAGGUAUUAAGGCAAAUGCCUCUUGCCUCAGUGACAAUAACCUUCAGACCAGAAUUAAAAAGCAGUUACAAAUUCUUGUAGACUCAUUCCACAUAUUAGUGGAAACAAGGGAAGCACUGAACAACUGCAGCUGGUCUUUGCAGGUUCUGGUCAUUAAGAAACCUCAGAACAAUCCAGAUGAUCUUGAUCGGUUUGUUAUGGUAGCCCGUGCCAUUCCAGAUGAUAUCAGGAGGUUUGUCUCCAUUAUCAUAGCUAAUGGAAAGCUUCUCUUCAAGAAGAAUGACAAUGAGCAGAAGACUACACAACCAAAACUGAACACAGAGCAUAAGAUGGCAAAACCAGUCCCGGCACCCAGAAAAAGAGAAUUUAAUUCACUUCAAAGAAAUAAACCAAACAAAAGUGAACUUUCUUCUGAGAAAUCAAGAAAAAAUGUCAGUGAAGACUGUGAUUACGUUCACCUGCAGAAAUAUCAAGAUCUGGAACAGGCAGCAAAACACCUUUCACCUAAAGAGGUAGCAACGAAGAAUGGAGAUUCAAAACAAAAGGUUAUUCCAGAAAAACCUGUUCAAAACAAGCAAGACUCAUCAAAGAAAAUCAUUUUCUCAGAAAACUGUAGGCUGUGUUUUGGUGCACUUCAAAAAGCCAUCAGUGUUUUUACCAAUAGUCUCAGCAAUAACCAACCACCUGAAGUCUUCAUAGGACACAGCAAGCUGAUCAUUAUGGUAGGACAAAAGCUAGUGGAUUUUCUCUGCCAGGAAACUCAAGAGAAGGAUACAAGGAAUGACAUCCUCCACAGCAGCAGCCAGUUUUGCAGCCUGCUGAAGAACUUGGCUCUUGCCACCAAAAAUGCUGCAGUGCAAUAUCCAAACACAGACGCAGUGAAGGAACUUCUGGGUCAAGCUGACACACUGUCUAAAUAUACACAGCAGUUUCAAGACACAAUGGAGGGAUGUAAUCUUUCUAUUCUUUGAAGGACCCGAAGGAAACCCUCACAGUGUCUCCAUCUUUCUGGGUUUUGACCUCCUCAUCUUUGGCAUCCUGCAGUCUAAGGAGGACAGGACUCUACAGAGCAUCUCAGUGAUGCCAAUCUUAACUCAUCUAUAGGGAUUCCUUUUAGGAAAAGAAAGGAGUUAACUCAUGCACUGAAGUGUGUUCAGUCUCCAGAGAUCCAGCCUACCAGUGACACUGUGACCGGGACCAGAAUCUGCACUUUCUACUUGAGAGUUCAGUCAUACAUGGAAGAUGCUAAAUCAAUCCUUCCAAUCCAUUUUUCACACUGGCUUGGCAAGAAUUUUCAGUGUAUAAGUACAAAUAUAUUAUAUAAUUUCACUGUUUUGGCACAUAAAUAUAUUGUAUUUUUCUAAUUUUUUUUCCAUUUGGAAAUAUAAGGUUUUGUUACUGUUUUUUCCAAUGGCACAUCAGUACACAAAUAGCGUGUGUAAAUCAGCUUCUCUUUACAAGGGACUGUUUACUGUAUUUGUUUUAAACUACAAUAAAAAAAUCCUUUACAGCUGUUUCACA